GCUAGUACUCUCUAGCUAGUGGCACACACCACUACCGUCCACACUGCACCUUCUAUAUCUUCGCAGUCAAAGAGGCAGCUCAUGGGGACGGCUUCGACGAGCCCAGACGCCAUGGAGGCAACAAGCAGGCCCCCCGGCCUCUCCAUCACCGUGGAGAAGAACCCGCCGGAGGCGCGCUUGCUUCAACUCGGCGUCAAGUCCUGGCCCAAAUGGGGCUGCCCGCCGGGGAGGUUCCCGCUCAAGUUCGACGCGGCGCUGACGUGCUACCUCGUGAAGGGCAGGGUGAGGGCCGCCGUGAAGGGCUCCCGCGAGCGCGUCGAGUUCGGCGCCGGCGACCUCGUCGUCUUCCCCAAGGGUCUCAGCUGCACCUGGGACGUCGUCGUCGGCGUCGACAAGCACUACAACUUCGACCCCUCCUGAAUUAUCAGCACCACACGUCCAGCCGACCAUUAUUUGUCUCCUUUUUUCUGACGUGCCUGAAACUCCUCCUGACGUGAGAUACAGUUUGUAAAACCUCUGGAACGAUGACUACCAUGAUUUAGCUAGCAAGGAUUUGUGAGUCAACAGAAACUGCUGGCUUGGUCCACAUCAGUUUAGCUAGCAAUAUACUGAAAUGUAGUGUGUGUGUGUGUGUGUUUUGCCGGUUAAACUAUGAGCAACGGCAGGUCCAAAGGCAGCCCUGUCUUUAGUGUUGUGACACCUGUGCGGUGUCCCAGCGUCACCAGAUGGCGCCUCUGCUUUGAGCUUAAUGAUGGUCACUCGCCGGUUGCUUUUGGUAUUGCGCUUC
Molecule: messenger RNA, 787 nt
Organism: Setaria italica (foxtail millet)
Lineage: Eukaryota; Viridiplantae; Streptophyta; Magnoliopsida; Poales; Poaceae
Exons: 2
Coding region: 82-420 (112 amino acids)
Source: RefSeq, a predicted model, not a curated record